Nelumbo nucifera (sacred lotus) is the source of this 1482-nucleotide messenger RNA. Its product is annotated as cytochrome b561 domain-containing protein At4g18260. The record is from RefSeq and is a predicted model, not a curated record. NCBI's taxonomy places the organism in Eukaryota, Viridiplantae, Streptophyta, Magnoliopsida, Proteales, Nelumbonaceae. Gene Ontology annotation, molecular function: transmembrane monodehydroascorbate reductase activity; heme binding.
UAAUUUGGUUGAGCCUGUAUUUUCGUCAAGUAGUAUCCAUUUAGAAGAUUAUUUCUGUCCCAUGAAGCUAUAAAUCAGCACAAAAGGGUUGUCAGAGCUGCGUGAUCAACCUCUUUCUAGCUUCUAAGCAUUGAAAAAUGAAGAUCCUCUAAAAGCUGUUUCCUUUCAUCAGUGUUGCAAGCUUUUCUGUUCUUCUUCUUCUUCUUCCUCUUCUACCUUUGGCAGAAUCAUCUCAUGAACAGGUGAAACAAGUUGGCAGUAACAGGAGCAUCAAACAAAACAAUCAGAAGAUGAGUCCUGAGCUUUCCUUUGAAAUUGCACUUCAUGGGUUUCUCCUCUGGGCUUCCAUGGGAUUUCUAAUGCCAGUUGGGAUACUUCUUAUAAGAAUGUCCAAUAGAGAGGAAUGUGGGAGAAGGCUCAAAGUUCUCUUCCAUUUCCAUGUAAUUUUACAGGUGCUUUCAGUGCUUCUUGCCACAACUGGAGCAGUUCUGUCCAUCAAAAAUUUUGAUAAUGCCUUCAAUAAUAACCACCAAAGGAUAGGGCUGGCCCUUUAUGGUCUCAUAUGGGUCCAAGCCCUCAUUGGGUUUUGCAGGCCCCAAAGGGGGUCCAAAGGAAGAAGCCUGUGGUAUUUUGCCCAUUGGGUAUUUGGAACAGGACUUUCUGCACUUGGAAUAAUCAAUAUAUACACUGGAUUACAAGCUUAUCACAAGAGGACAUCCAGAAGUACAAGACUAUGGUCUAUACUUUUCACUGCCGAGGUCUCUUUCAUUGCUUUCCUCUAUCUCUUCCAAGACAAAUGGGAUUAUAUGCAGAAGCAAGGAGUGAUUUUAGGUAAUGAGCCAAUUAUCCCCACUGAUCAAGAAAUCUCUCCAACUCCAAGAGACAAUCGAAAGGAGAUGAAUGUUCCUUGUUGAAAAAGAGACGGAUUGAUUGAUGAUUUCAAGCUAACAUAUCCAAUUCUUUUUUUUACUCUUUUUCUUCCUCAACUGUGAAAGGUUGGAGUUCUUUUAAAGUAUUAGACAAGUAGUGAUAUCAGAUGAAGCAUUGGCAUUGGCAUUGGCAUUUGGCAAAAGGAAGCCUCAAACUCAAAGAAAAUGAAGAAUUAUUGGAGAAUUCUAAGGCAACUUAUACUUGGUGCAUGUUUCCUCCACGGCCCCACCCAUACAUCUCUACAGCUAAUCUAGAAUAUUGUGGGUCCCACGUGAGUCGUCCCCUCACGUGGCUAAUGAUAAUAUUCCAAAUCAACUGUGUGAACUGCAUGGAGGCAACGUUGAUUAAUUACACAUACAAUAGUCUUGGUUGGUAGUAUUGGGGAUGAUAUGGUGAUUUUCACAAGGGUUGGCAUGGAGUUGUGCAGUUAGAUUCUAAGAGUCUCCGUGUGACACUGACUAUGAUGGCUAUUAGAUUUGUGACUUUGUACGGUUGUACCGUUUCUUUAUGUGUUUGGAUGCAAUGUGGAAUUGAAUAUUUUCAUACUUUCAU